UCCAUAUAAGAAACAAAUAUAUUUUCAUACCUAUGUUAAGCAAUUUCUAGCAUUUUGCCAAGAAGUGAGAUAAGAUUUCCAUCAAACAGCUUUCUGAAUGCACAUGAUCGUUCAAGUAACAAUUUUUUUGUGAGCUAGGAAAAAAAAGAAAAACAGGGGAUGCUGAAUUGGAAUCAUGGAAUUCUCUGAACAAUUCAAAGAUUCAUUUAGACAAGGUCUUAUUGCUGGCUAUAUUUUCACAGCAACUUUUGCCAUUGUUUUUUAUAUGUUCUAUUGUCUACCCACACAAAUUAUCAAGUUAAGGAAAAAUAAGAACCUUAGACAUAAGAAAACAAGAGAGGUGAGCAAAUUCCCUAAGAAGGACUUGAAACAAGAAAAGAUCAAAGAGAUAAAUACUCGCAAUUCUUCAUGGCUAAUGUAUGUCUCACUCUCACCCAUUAUUUACAAUCUAUUGGGGAAUAUAUCGAUGAACAGAAACUAAAGAAAGUAAGACAAAAAGAAAAAAUGUUGCCUGUGGAGUUGCUAGAGAAAAGAAUACAGAUCAAUAAAGUUGGACGGUUGACUUAUAGAAUAAACUUCACAAAACUUUGUCAUGCAACAAACUACUUUAGUAAGGACAAUGUCAUUGGCGUAGGAGUGUUUGGGAUAAUGUACAAAGCAACAUUUCCCAAGAAUUGUUUCUUGGCAGUUAAGAAACUACAUGAUUCUCAAUUUUGUAUCAAAAGGUUUGAGCUAGAAAUAAUGAUUUUGGGACAAUAUAGUCACCAAAACAUACUUCCCUUGAUUGGAUUUUGCAUAGAAGAAGAAAAAAAUGAAAGAAUUUUGGUGUAUGAAUACAUGUCAAAUGGAAGACUUUCUGAUUGGUUGAAUGAUGAUACUACAAAAUUAGGAUGGACAAGGGUUAUUAAAAUUGCACUUGGUGUAGCAAGAGGUUUAUGUUGUCUUCAUCAUAGUUUGCAUAUGGUUCAUCUUAGUAUAAGCUUAGAGUGUAUCUUGUUAGGGGAUGAUUUCGAGCCGAAAAUAUCCAAUUUUGGAGGGGCCAUGUUUAUGAAUAAUGAUUUGAACAAAAGCAUAAGAUUUGAGAAGAAGGAUGUUUAUGACUUUGGUUGUUUUCUUUUUGAGUUGAUUAAGGGGAAUAAAUUUGGCCAAAGACAUGAUUGUUUAGGCAAUAAUAAUGUUCCGUUCGCGACGUACACAUAUCCAAAUCAUAUGAACCUAUUGGAGGACCAUUUUGGGUUCUAUGAUGCAAUGGAUGAAACACUAAACAAGAUAGAAUUUGAAGAUGAGGUAUCUGCUCUUCUUAGAGUUGCAUGUGAUUGUGUUCAUCCUAUCCAUGAAAAAAGGCCUACUAUGCUUGAGGUGUACAAUAAGAUGGGAAGCAUAUGGGAGAAAGAUGAGAUUUUUGAAGAUCAUGACCAAUUUGGAUUAAUGCAUAACUCUUAAGUAAUUGACACUAUUUGUGCAAACCUUCAAUUAAAUUCAAAUGUCCACAUUCAUGGUAUCAUGGAAAUGCUUGCUAAGCUUUGGGGAGAUGAGGAUGAGGAAGAAAAUGUCUCUCUUUGCAUAGAAGAUGAAUAAAUAUGUUAAUUAUAAAGUUGAUAAUUUUACUAUAGUUUUGUCUAAGUCUCAAAAGUAAAACUUGAGAAAUAAUUUGGGAUCACUUUAUUUUACAAGAAAUUGUUCAACUAAUAUCACAAACUUGAUGUAACUCAAUUGCAAAUCACAGAUUUUUUGGUGUUCAAUAGUGACAACAAGUUUAGAGGUAAGACCUCAUAUUUUAAUCUUAAGGCUCCCAAAAUUUUGAUGCAUGAUGUCAUCGCACAUCCGACAUAUGCUUUAGGGUCGGGCAAUUAUUAAUUGUUAAAAUGUUAGCAACGGCUCCCAAAAAAAAAAAAUCAACGGGAUUUGUUUU
Messenger RNA from Trifolium pratense (red clover), 1912 nucleotides. RefSeq names its product probably inactive leucine-rich repeat receptor-like protein kinase At5g48380. Gene Ontology annotation, molecular function: ATP binding; protein kinase activity. The record is from RefSeq and is a predicted model, not a curated record. The transcript is spliced from 4 exons. Gene Ontology annotation, cellular component: plasma membrane. Gene Ontology annotation, biological process: protein phosphorylation. NCBI's taxonomy places the organism in Eukaryota, Viridiplantae, Streptophyta, Magnoliopsida, Fabales, Fabaceae. Bases 409 to 1443 code for a protein of 344 amino acids.